Molecule: messenger RNA, 805 nt
Organism: Brassica napus (rape)
Lineage: Eukaryota; Viridiplantae; Streptophyta; Magnoliopsida; Brassicales; Brassicaceae
Product: PLASMODESMATA CALLOSE-BINDING PROTEIN 3
Exons: 3
Coding region: 163-681 (172 amino acids)
Source: RefSeq, a predicted model, not a curated record
AGGUUUUUUCUAUAAUAUAUAUUAAACACCUUUUAUUUUCCAAAAUCUCUGCAUCUUCUCUCUAAAGCCAUCAUCUUAGUUUUGGUGUCUGCCUGGUUAUUGGUCGACGGUCAAAGACUAUUUUGUGCUUCUCCUAAAGAACGAUCUUAAGGCUUCAUCAUCAUGAGAGUGUUUCUAGGUCUCUUGCUUCUCUUGGCCUUGACCAAAUCUUCAAGUGCAAUUUACUGUCUCUGCAAAGAUGGGGUAGGAGAGAAAGAGCUCCAAACAGCAAUAGACUAUGCAUGUGGAAGCUUAGCAGAUUGCAAUCCAAUCCAUGAUAACGGUCCUUGUUACCAACCAAACAACAUCAAAAGCCACUGUGAUUGGGCUGUUAACAGCUACUUUCAGAAAGCAUCUCAAGUCUCUGGAAGUUGUAAUUUCUCCGGAACUGCCACUACCAAUCAAAACCCACCUUCCAAUUUGGUUACUGGUUGCAUAUAUCCUUCAAGUGCAUCAACAACAUCACCAACGGGAACAACUCUAACAAACGGAACUACUCCUGCGUUUGGUCCAACCGGAACAGGAGGCUUUCAAGGAAAUGGUGCUUCCAGUUUGGUCAUUUCCCAUGUUUUAACACACUGUUUCUCAUCACUAGUGUUUCUAUGGGGUUCUGAUGUAAGGCUGGGAUUUAGCCACGCGUAGAGAGACAAAGACAUCCACUUAGAUGGAUUCGUCUUUGAUUCUCUUUUGGGUGGAGAAAGAAGCUUAGUUGUUUGUUGUGGUUUCUUUCUUUGUUCUUUCAUAAAAUAUGUAAAGGUUGGUCUAA